UCCGGCCUUACAGAUAAGAGAACUACAACAGAAAUAUUUCACUUUGUGAUAGGAAGGAAUUGCGUAACCAUGCUGCGUAUUUUGUUGGUCAUUUUGGCCAUAGAAUCGACGGUUUUAUGCAAUCCUGUUAAACGAUAUGUACCACAUUUUGCUGAUGGUAACCGAGUAACAACUGUUACAAGUCAUUCUAUUAAUGAAGCUUCCGGUUUAUGUGCGAGCAGAAUUCAUAAAGAUGUGUUGUACACACAUAACGACUCUGGUGAUACUCAUAGGAUAUUUGCAUUCAGCACCACAACUGGUCAUCGUAUUGGCACGAUUAUAAUUGAUGGUGCACAUGCACAGGACUGGGAAGAUAUCGCAUGUGGACCAUGUCCAGGGGGUUCCGGACACUGUAUCUACAUUGCCGACACCGGAGGUAAUGCAGGUGGAGACGCUAAUACUAUAUAUAGAAUAAGGGAGCCGUCUCAAAUACACAACGAAAUGCAUGUCCAAUUAGACUCUACAUUACAGUUCAGCUACUAG
Molecule: messenger RNA, 522 nt
Organism: Mercenaria mercenaria
Lineage: Eukaryota; Metazoa; Mollusca; Bivalvia; Venerida; Veneridae
Exons: 4
Coding region: 70-522 (150 amino acids)
Source: RefSeq, a predicted model, not a curated record